Uranotaenia lowii is the source of this 3406-nucleotide messenger RNA. Its product is annotated as G protein-activated inward rectifier potassium channel 3-like. The transcript has 9 exons. The record is from RefSeq and is a predicted model, not a curated record. Bases 1423 to 3195 code for a protein of 590 amino acids. Gene Ontology annotation, biological process: regulation of monoatomic ion transmembrane transport; potassium ion import across plasma membrane. Gene Ontology annotation, cellular component: plasma membrane. Lineage: Eukaryota; Metazoa; Arthropoda; Insecta; Diptera; Culicidae. Gene Ontology annotation, molecular function: inward rectifier potassium channel activity.
AAGUUUGCUCGGUUGAUAUCCGCGUAUCGGUGUGAUCCGUGUUUGUCAUCGGCGGCGUGCCUUCGUUUCAGUUAUUUUCGCGUAGCUAACAGCAGGUUCAGCAGCCAGUUGUCAGUAGUCGGUCUAGUUCAACGUCGGAAUCAAAUGGACGGACGAAAGCCAACAACAACUGCUGCUCCUGCCUAAAGCCAACUGCCACCGGGUUCUUAGUCGAUAAAACGUCGCGAUCGUAGACAGGUCGUUUUGCUUGAUUGCUCUUAUUAGGUGUUGUGUUGCGUUGAGUUAUUCGGUGUGAAGAUUCUGUGGGUUAGAACGUAGCGAAUUGUGUUCAGAGAGAUCUGUCGUCAAGUGUUUUGUUGGGGCAUUCGAAGGAUUCGCAGCGAGGAUUUGUUGUUGUUAUACCUGGUGAAGGGCUUUUGCACUGAGAAGAUCUCAAGGCAUCGCCUGCUUUGUUUUGAAGUCCGUGCUAUUGAGGUAGGGUCGUUUCUGUUUGGUGUUAAUCAGUGGCGUCGCGAGUGUCUGUUUCCACCGGAAGUUAACCUACAUAUUGUGCAGUUAGAUUCCCGUUAGAUCUACACGAUCGCUAAUUUUAGGUUAUUUUGCGGCCAAACCCUUAAUUAAGUUCGACCGGUGUUGUAGCCUGUCAAAAAAGGUACCGGGAAAACCGGAAGUGCUGUCCAGACCAGGUAAAGGUCAGUGUUACUUCACUCGAGAAGGGGAAGCGAUUGGCAGUGAGCAACUCGCUGCUCUGUUUGGCUAGCUAGUUAAUUAAAAUAUUUUCUAUCCUGCCCCAGCGAUCGAGAAGAGAUCAUCACGUGUGAUCUCAAGGUCGAUGGUGGUGUGUAUUUGAAAGUGAAAAUAGCGUCGUGUAACCACCAAGCGUAAGUGCUGUGUGUUUCCUUUUAUUUUUUUAAAACUAAGUGUAAAGAGCAGUGAGCUGCGAUAUCAAACCGCGAGGAAAGCCAAGCCCAAGGCCCAAGCGAUUAGAGCAAAGAAAUGUGUUCGGUCUAACGCGUUCGGAGAAAGAGCAUGUAUAACAGUGUGUAAAGUCGUGUAAAAAUAGUGUAAACCACAACACCCUCCACAUUUCAUACUCCCUUCAUCGGGGUUCAAUCGACGUUAACAUCGAUAUUACGGACAACGAAACAAAUUGAGCCGGGUAGUGGUGAUUGUCGUAUUUGUCGUCGGCUAAUAGAAAGAAUAUAAAAGUUAACAAUUAUUGGUGAACGUGCUUGGACGGGUUUUCGCAAAAAGAAUUGCAAGCCGCAACAAAGAAAAUAACAAAUUGCCGGCAAACUAUCAGGCGUCUCCAUCGACCGACCGACGUCGCUCAUUCAGACAGAAACAACAAAGCAGUCCAUUUUGUGCAGAAAUUACCAUUGCAUGGCGCGAUAAGCAUCGAUUGCAAAAACAAAACAAAAAAUGACCAAACUAUUUGACGAAUCUCGCCCGGAAGGAGCCCCGCUGGUCGGGGCCGAUGGCGGAACCGAUAUGGCCUGGACCAAACUGUUGGGCAGCCAAUCCGUCCCAAAUCCAAUUUUGGUCAAAACAGUGCAACCAAAUUCAGGGAAAGAGGACAAUACUAACACAAUGUUAGAAGACGAUGGAAAGCCGGGUCGGGAAGUGCUGGUUACGAUUGAUCCGGAAACGGGCAAACCCAUUGCGCAAACCACCACUUCCGCUGGUGGCGAUGGACGCCGCCGAGAAUCCAUCAUCGGAACAUUCCACCGGCAGCUGAGGAUGUCGCUGAAGGCUGUGAGCGAAGGACCGGGACCUCUGACAAGAUAUCGGCAGACGCGUUAUUCAUCCAGGCGGAUCCGGAAGCGAGUUAUCUUCAAGCAGGGCGACUGCAAUGUCAUCCAGGGCAAUAUGGCCAAACGGAGGCGCCGAUAUCUGCAGGACAUUUUCACCACCAUGGUUGACAUACAGUGGCGCUGGACGUUGCUGGUCUUCGCGCUGAGCUUCAUCCUAUCGUGGCUAGGAUUUGGCAUCAUUUGGUAUCUCAUUGCGUACAGCCAUGGGGACAUGCAGGCUUAUGAAAUGGGAGACAAUGAACACAAACCAUGCGUCACCUUCAUCUACGGAUUCACGUCGGCAUUCCUCUUUUCGCUGGAGACGCAACAUACGAUCGGUUACGGUAAUCGGUUUGUAACGGAGGAAUGUCCGGAAGCGGUUUUCAUUCUUUCGCUGCAAAGUAUCACCGGAGUUUUCAUCCAGUCGUUCAUGGUGGGAUUGGUGUUUGCCAAGCUUUCUCGACCGAAAAAACGGGCCCAAACGCUGCUGUUCUCGCGGAAUGCCGUCAUCUGCCAUCGGGACGGGAUGCCUUGUUUGAUGUUCCGGGUUGGCGAUAUGCGCAAAAGUCACAUCAUCGAGGCACACGUGACGGCACAGAUUAUUAGGAGAAAGGUUACAAAAGAGGGUGAAGUGUUGCCGUUCUACCAGCAAAAUAUGGAAGUGAGCUGCGAUGGAGGAGACGAUCGGUUGAUGUUCAUCUGGCCCACAAUUGUGGUGCACAAGAUUGACAAGGAGAGUCCCCUGUACAAUCUUUCUGCCCAAGACAUCCUGAGGGAGCGGUUCGAAAUUGUCGUUAUGUUGGAGGGAGUAGUAGAAUCAACUGGUAUGACGACCCAGGCCCGCAGCAGCUAUCUGCCGUCGGAAAUUCUGUGGGGCCACCGUUUCGAGUCGGUCGUCUCGUUCAAGCGGGACACGGGAGAGUACGAGGUGGACUACACUACGUUCAACAAUACCUAUGAGGUGGAUACGCCACUGUGCAGUGCAAGACAAUUAAACGCCGUCAAGAAAGAGCUCAACAAACAGAGUGGCCUAGGAUCCUCUUCUUCGAGUUCGAAUUCGGAGUGUUCGUCCUCAUCGGAAGAACCACCGUCGCCACGCAUCCGCAAACAAGCCAACUCAGCCCAACAACUGCCCAACGGUUAUUUGCAUUUCGAUGUCAAUCAGGUCCAAACGCCGGACGCCUACUCGUCCAAUAACGCUGGUGUAACGUUUGCUAACGACCUUAAGUCUUCAAUGAAGACGAAUAACAACAGCGAUUCUUACGGUGGUGGAGGUAGUGGAGGAAGUGUCGGGGAUGUGAGCGAUAGCACAACCGGACCCGGAGGUUCGCCCUCGAAGCAGCGGCAGCGGGACUUCCGGAAGCUAACCAUCAAGGAACCGUCGAUGGAUUCGCUGUGCUGAUGUUUGUUGCCUUUUAUGCACUAGGUAACAGUGCUGUGGCCGUUUUGUGUGGGAGCUUGGGAUUUUUUUCAUUUAUUUUUCGUUUGGAAAGUGGCGUUUCGAUUUACUUCAAAAUUACCUACUAUCAUACCGUCCUGUUAUUCAUCUCGCUUUUGUACAUUUACUUUUCAUGUUAAAAACUUCAACCAAUAUAAGCUUAUCAUAACAUUAA